Molecule: messenger RNA, 2295 nt
Organism: Arabis nemorensis
Lineage: Eukaryota; Viridiplantae; Streptophyta; Magnoliopsida; Brassicales; Brassicaceae
Source: the annotation of a GenBank genome assembly
AUGGCUUCCUCUAUUGUUCUUCUUCUCCUUUUCUUCUUCUUUCUCUCUUCUCCGAUCACUUCCUUCUUAACGGAGAAGAAGACUUUCAUUUUCCGCAUCGACAGUGGCUUGAAACCGUCGGUUUUCUCAACGCACUACCACUGGUACAGUUCCGAGUUCACUGAAGGUCCUCGAAUCCUCCAUUUGUACGAUACAGUCUUUCAUGGCUUCUCAGCUACGGUUACUCCUGACGAUGCUGAGAUCCUCCGUAACCACCCUGCGGUUCUCGCUGUUUUCGAGGAUCGCCGCCGUGAACUCCACACUACUCGUUCUCCCCAAUUCCUAGGUCUCCGGAACCAGAAAGGACUCUGGUCCAACUCCGAUUACGGAUCAGAUGUUAUAAUCGGCGUUUUGGACACCGGAAUCUGGCCGGAACGGCGGAGCUUCUCUGAUCUAAAUCUUGGACCGAUUCCAAAACGGUGGAGAGGUGUUUGUCAGACCGGUGCAAGAUUUGAAACAAGAAACUGUAAUAGGAAAAUCGUCGGUGCUAGAUUCUUCGCUAAGGGACAACAAGCAGCCAUGAUCGGUGGAAUAAACAAAACGGUUGAGUUUCUCUCACCGCGUGACGCGGAUGGACAUGGAACUCAUACGGCCUCAACCGCCGCGGGACGUCAGGCCUUUAGGGCUAGUAUGGCUGGCUACGCCUCUGGUGUUGCCAAAGGUGUAGCCCCUAAAGCUCGUAUUGCUGUCUACAAAGUUUGUUGGAAAGAAUCCGGUUGUCUUGAUUCCGACAUCCUCGCUGCUUUUGACGCUGCUGUCUCCGAUGGAGUCGACAUUAUCUCUAUCUCUAUUGGAGGAGGAGAUGGAAUCGCGUCGCCGUAUUACCUUGACCCUAUCGCAAUAGGCUCGUACGGUGCAGCCUCGAUGGGUGUCUUUGUUUCCUCCUCCGCCGGGAACGAAGGACCAAAUGGUAUGUCCGUUACAAAUCUAGCACCGUGGGUAACAACUGUCGGAGCUGGAACAAUUGAUCGGGAUUUCCCUGCCGACGUUAUUCUCGGGGACGGACACCGUCUGCCAGGUGUUUCUCUUUACUCUGGCGUGCCUUUAAAUGGCCGGAUGUUUCCGGUGGUUUAUCCGGGUAAGACCGGAAUGUUAGCUGCUUCUUUAUGUAUGGAGAAUUCACUUGAUCUAAAGCUUGUGAGAGGUAAAAUUGUGAUUUGCGACCGUGGAAGCAAUCCUCGAGCGGCUAAAGGGAUGGUGGUGAAGAAGGCAGGAGGUGUUGGGAUGAUACUCGCUAACUCUGUCUCGAACGGCGAAGGCUUAGUCGGAGACGCUCACCUUAUCCCUGCUUGCAACGUAGGAUCAAGCGCAGGAGACAGAAUCAAAGCGUACGCUUCGACUCAUCCCAAUCCUAUAGCUACAAUAGAUUUCAGAGGUACCGUGAUUGGAGUUAAACCAGCUCCGGUCGUGGCUUCUUUCUCAGGCAGAGGACCAAACGGGUUAAACCCGGAGAUUUUAAAACCUGACCUGAUUGCUCCGGGAGUAAACAUCUUAGCGGCUUGGACAGAUGCCGUGGGGCCUACGGGAUUGGUUUCUGAUAGCCGGAAAACAGAGUUUAACAUUCUUUCUGGUACUUCCAUGGCUUGUCCUCACGUCAGUGGAGCGGCGGCUCUGCUCAAAUCUGCUCAUCCUGAUUGGAGUCCGGCCGCGGUAAGAUCCGCAAUGAUGACAACGGCUAGCCUCGUUGAUAACUCUAAUCGCUCGUUAAUUGACGAAUCCACUGGAAAACACUCGACGCCUUAUGACUUUGGUUCGGGUCAUCUCAAUCUUGGUCGGGCAAUUGAUCCAGGUCUAGUGUACGAUAUAACCAACGAUGACUACAUCGCGUUUCUUUGCUCGAUCAGUUACGAGACAAAAACCAUUCAGAUAAUAACAAGAACGCCGGUGAGAUGUCCGAGGAGGAAACCGUUGCCGGAGAAUCUAAAUUACCCGUCGAUCACGGCAUUGUUCCCAACCUCAAACAGAGGUUCGUUGAGCAAGACUCUUUUCAGAACAGUGACGAACGUUGGACAGUCGGAAGCGGUUUAUAGGGCGAGGAUAGAGUCGCCAAGGGGAGUGACAGUGACUGUGAAGCCGUCGAGGUUGGUGUUCACGUCCGCUGUUAAGAAACGAAGUUAUGCUGUAACGGUGACUGUGGAUACGAAGAAUCUGGUGCUGGGUGAGUCCGGUGCGGCGUUCGGGUCGGUUACGUGGUCUGAUGGUGGAAGACAUGUAGUUCGUAGCUCUGUGGUGGUAACCCAGAUUUACCCGUUGUGA